This is a messenger RNA of Megalopta genalis, 1220 nucleotides long. Its product is annotated as non-homologous end-joining factor 1. Gene Ontology annotation, biological process: double-strand break repair via nonhomologous end joining. NCBI's taxonomy places the organism in Eukaryota, Metazoa, Arthropoda, Insecta, Hymenoptera, Halictidae. Gene Ontology annotation, molecular function: DNA end binding. Gene Ontology annotation, cellular component: nucleus; DNA ligase IV complex. The record is from RefSeq and is a predicted model, not a curated record.
CGUUCAGAACUGUUCUAACAGAACAUGAGAAUGUGAGAUAUUUCACAUGAGAAAUGAUUCAUAUGAUAUGAUUGCGUAAUUAAAUUAAAUCCGUCGAUUUAAUUACAUCUUUGCAACAUUUGUAACUUAUGUUAUGUAUUAAUUAAGUAUUUGGAAAAUAAAAAUGACAGAAGAAGUGACUGCUAAUCAAUUUACACAAGAAAGAAAAUGGAAUGAGGUUAACAUAGGUGACAAUGUUUAUAUGAUUUCUGUUACAGAGAAGAAUAAUAGAAUCGAAGUUUUUUUAACUAAUUUUAUUGAAAUAUGGAUGGAGAUAUUGACAGAUGAGGUCAUUUUAAAAAGAUGUAAGGAUCUAAAUCCACUUCUAAAUGUUGAUGCCCUUAAUUAUAAAGAUAUUGUGGCAAGUAUUUUGAAUAAUUUACACACAUAUAUUGACGAAGCUUCUGUCGAACAAAUAAAAUUACGGAUUCAAAUAGACAGAGGGUCGAUGAAAUUUAUUUUGAAUCUAUCAAAAGGAACACAGCAAGAGCUUUGGGAAAUUAUAACCAAACCUCUGUGUAUAUCAUUUAUGGAAUUAAAUCGUCGGCACAAAAUUAUAUUAGAUUUAAUAAAAAAGAAGGAUAAGGAAAUUGCUGAAUACAGAGCUGAAGGUGUUGAAUUAACAAGAAAAAAUAUUCAGACGGAAGUUUUUAAAGAAGAACAAUUAAAGAUGAUUAUUCCAGUUCCCAGUAUGAACACUUAUAUAAAUGUGUUUCAAGAAAGUGAGAAUUUUUACAACAAACUUAAUUUGCAGAAAGAGAGUGAGGCAGUUACAAAAUCUGCAAGUGAUACUAAUGGGAAUAAGAUUGAACAAACAGGACAGACUUCACUUAAUCCUAUAAACAAGCAUAACAAUGGUUCUAAACAAGAUAUUUUAAGAAGAGUUCUAACUGCAACGUCCACAAAAUCAAGAGGCACAAGUCAGAAAGAUGUACAUAACACUAAAAUGAGAACUAUAAAUGUGAUGCACAAGAAACCUAUUAAAAAGUUAAGUAAAGGAUUAAAGAAUUUUAUAUCGUAAAAUUAUGCGAGGAUUAAUGAAUGUAAAAUUAGAAUUUAAUUGUAUGCAAAAAUGAAUGCGUAUACCAUAUUCUAAAAUCAGAAAGUAUGUAUUCUCUAUUACGUACAAUUUGCAUAAAUUACAAUGAAUUUGUAUGAAAUUACAUAUUUAUCAAUUUGAA